Molecule: messenger RNA, 1965 nt
Organism: Hermetia illucens (black soldier fly)
Lineage: Eukaryota; Metazoa; Arthropoda; Insecta; Diptera; Stratiomyidae
Product: BRCA1-associated protein
Exons: 6
Coding region: 159-1790 (543 amino acids)
Biological process (GO): protein ubiquitination; Ras protein signal transduction
Cellular component (GO): cytoplasm
Molecular function (GO): ubiquitin protein ligase activity; zinc ion binding
Source: RefSeq, a predicted model, not a curated record
GCCAAAGUUUUUGCCUGUGUUUUCGGUGAGUGACGGAUGACCGUCUGAUGUACAGCAUUAAUUCGGAGAUAAAGGGUUUAAGCGGAUCAAGUAAAAUUCUAGUAAAUUGUUUGGCUAAUGAUCUUUCGGAAAGUUUGUUCUGGGAUUCAAUUGUGUAAAUGCCGAAUCAAGUGUCCUUGUGUGUUGUGAAAAUAGAAAUUGACGCAACAAUGAACAUGGAGCAAUCCUUAGAACAUGGAGCCGUUUCAACAGAGCAUCCAACAAAUCCCCGAGCACAGCGAGAACGCGAACGUGAUCGAGGAUUGCGCAACACAUCACAAAUAACCAUUGAAAAUUACACAAAUAAACAGAUGGGCAUUGCGUCGGUUAGAGGUAUUCUGCCUACUAGUUCACGUGAAGCAACUCCCAUGGAUGAAUCUCAACCGUCUGCUGAGUUUCCGAAAGAAAUUAACUUUUUUUCAGGGAAUCCAUUCGUUGAAAUCACAAAAGGAAUCAUCCACCUAUAUAAGAAGAACGAACGGAAAGAAUUCAAAGAGGCGCCUUCGAGUAAACUGUGCCUCUUGGCUGUUCCUGCGACAUUGAGCUGUCAUGAUCUACUCAAGUUUGUGGCGCCUUGUCACUCUGAGAUUCAGCAUAUUCGAGUGAUUCGUGAUGGUAGUCCGAAUCAAUUUAUGGUUCUUUUGGAAUUCCGAUCGAAUGAAUCUGCCCUUGAGUUCUAUCAAACGUAUAAUGGUGCGGCAUAUAACUCGCUAGAACCGGAUUCUCUGUGCCAUGCAGUGUGGGUAUCUGAUGUUGAAUGGGGCGAAGAUGGCACUCCGCCUUUGGGUCAUACGGAAUUACCAACUUGCCCAGUUUGCCUAGAAAGAAUGGACGAGAGUGUGGACGGAGUUCUUACAAUUUUAUGUAAUCAUGUGUUCCACGCCAACUGUCUAAUAAAAUGGGGUGAUUCGACUUGCCCCGUUUGCAGACAUGUACAGACUCCAGAAUCGCUGGAAAACUCAGUUUGCAUGGAAUGUGAAGGUACGGAGGCUCUUUGGAUAUGCUUGAUAUGCGGUCAUGUAGGUUGUGGUCGGUAUCAAGGCGGUCAUGCAGCCUCACACUAUCGAGCGACCAACCAUACAUAUGCAAUGCAAUUGGGAACUUCGAGUGUUUGGGAUUAUGCAGGCGAUAAUUUUGUACACAGACUUUAUCAGAACAAAACGGAUGGGAAGCUUGUUGCGAUGCAAUCUCCCGGCGAGGAAGGCGAAGAAAAAAUAGAUUCUAUGCAGCUUGAAUUCACGUAUUUAUUAACAUCUCAGCUGGACACACAGAGGAAAUACUAUGAAGAACGUCUUUCACAACUUGAGAACGAUUUUCAAACUUUCCAGACUAGCACAGAGAGUUCUCUAAAAAAAGCGUUGUCUUUGGAAAGCAAAGUGAUUACUCUUACAAAAGAAAAAGUCAACCUGGAGAAGAAACUGGCCCAAAACAAUGCAAAGCUUAAAGAUCUCCAAAAGGAACUCACCGAGGAACGGGAGAUGAGCAAAGCAAUGCAAACGAAUCAAUCGUCGUGGCAAGCGAAAUACACAAUUCUCGAGAAAAAAUACAAAGCCUAUCAAGCGGAGAAAGAACGUGAAUUGGCUGAGGUUCAGGAGCAAUUAAGGGACGUGAUGUUUUACAUGCAAGCCCAGAGUGAAAUUGCAAAUUCAGAAAUGAAAGACGAAAUAGCCGGAGGUUCAGUUAUUGUACCAGAGCCGGAAACAUCGAACUCGAAACAAAAAAGUCGACGCAAGAAAAAAAAUGAGCGUUAAAAAUUGUUUGUUAGAUCUUUUAUCGUAGUUUUUCUCCAUUUUCUAUAUGCAAUUCGCUCGGAUUAAUGAUUGAUGUGAUAAAAAGUUAUUUCUUAUUCAUGCUAUGCGAGCAUUUGGUAGAUGCACUGUUUUUCAAUAUUAUACCCAUUCAAAUAAAAAUUAUUUAUAUUCAUGA